AUGGCUUACACGACAGCAAGAUUAUUCUCAACAGUUGUGACUUAGACAUUUUUUAGGGAUAUCCAAGUAAUUGGAUAGGAAAACAUUCCAAAAGAUGGACCCCUAUUGCUAUUUGGAAAUCACAAUAAUCAAUUUAUUGAUCCACUACUCAUUAUUUCAAACAUCCCAAGGAAAGUUCAUUUCAUAGCAGCUGCAAAAAGCAUGAAGAGACCUAUCAUAGGUCACUUAGGAAAAGCCUUAGGAGGAAUCCCAGUGGAGAGACCACAGGAUCUGGCAAAACGAGGAUUUGGAACCAUCCAAAGGAUUGAUGGAAAUAUGGUAUAUGGUCUGAGAACAGAGUUUAAAUCGCAAUGCAAAGUCAAUGACAUCUUGGUGGCUAAUGAAUAGGAAUUUCAGAUAACCGAGAUAAUCAGUGAUACUUAGUUGAAAAUUAAUAAUCAUGGGUAAAUAGAUUCUCCCAUCAGAAAUCUUCAAUAUAAGAUCUAACCCAAGAUUGACUAAUCGAAUAUGUUUGAAUAAGUGUGGAUUGAAUUAUCAAAGGGAGCGUGCAUUGGAAUAUUCCCAGAAGGAGGAAGUCACGAUCAAACCAGAUUACUACCACUUAAACCAGGAAUCUGUAUCAUGGCAUUGGGAGCUAGUUAAAAAUUCAACACUAAAGUCAAACUCCAACCAGUUGGUUUGAAUUAUUUCAAAGGCCAUAAGUUUAGAUCAAAAGUAAUCAUCGAAUUUGGAGUUCCUUAUGAAGUAAGUCAAGAAUUAAUAGAUCUAUAUGCGAAGAAUAAAAGAGAGGCCAUUAGCAAUUUGCUUUAUGAAAUCGAGAGUUAAUUGAAGACUGUCACUAUCUAAGCUCCUACAUAUUCAGAUCUAUCUGCCGUCAUGAUUGUAAGAUCUCUCUAUUUGCCAGAUAAAGCAAGACUCUCUGCUUAAGACAAUCUGGAAUUGGUCAAAAGAUUCUCUUCGGCCUUCUAUAAACUAGAAAACCACCCUGAAGUUAAGGAAGUAGUCAGUUAAGUGAAGAUGUACAAUUACAAAUUGAAAGCCUUGGGUGUCUACGAUUACCAGGUUAUGAGAAUGGAGAAAAACACUUUUCAGGAUAUCUAUAAAAUAGCCUUCAACUUAUUUAUGGCAUUGCUCAGUUUAUCAUUCGCUUUGCCUGGAUACAUUAUGACUAUUCCAAUAUCUCUUUUAUUGAACACUUAUACAGAGAGGGAGAGGUAAAAGGCUUUGGCCAAUUCCAAGGUGAAGUUAAGUGGUAAGGAUGUUAUUGCCUCCUACAAAAUUUUGGCUUCAAUUUUGAUUGUGCCAGGAGCUAUUGCUAUCUAUACUAUCUUAUUUCAUUAUGCUCUGAAGAAGUGGAACUUUAUAAGCAAAGAGAAAUAAUUAAAGUUGACUUUGAUAUUUUUCUUACUCUGGCCUUUGUACAUUACUGCAAUGAUAAGAUCAAAUGAUGGUUUGAUCAGACAUUCAAGAAAGGUUAAAAGCCAAAUCUUAUUUUAUUUGUAUUAAAGUAAAUAUAGAAAACUUAAAAAAUCAAGAGAAUUACUAUAAGAUAGAAUACGAAAGAUGGUUGAUAUGUUGGGAGAAAACGUAGUGGCCGAUUUCAAAAAGAAAAGAGUGUUCUCUUUUGAUGCUAAGAAGGACAAUUUAGAUAUUGACAACGUAUUUUGUUCAUUAGAAGAACUCGGAAUCUGA
This is a messenger RNA of Paramecium tetraurelia, 1692 nucleotides long. RefSeq lists its product as uncharacterized. The transcript has 9 exons. The record is from RefSeq and is a predicted model, not a curated record. Gene Ontology annotation, biological process: phospholipid biosynthetic process. Gene Ontology annotation, cellular component: endoplasmic reticulum membrane. Lineage: Eukaryota; Ciliophora; Oligohymenophorea; Peniculida; Parameciidae. Gene Ontology annotation, molecular function: glycerol-3-phosphate O-acyltransferase activity; glycerone-phosphate O-acyltransferase activity.